AUGUUCUUAUCAACUCAAUUUGAUUCUUUCUCUCUUUCUCUUUCUCUCUUUCUCUUUCUCUCUCUCUAUCUAUCUCUCUCUCUAUCUAUCUAUCUAUCUCUCUCUCUAUCUAUCUCAUCUAUCCAUCUCUCUCUCUAUCUAUCUAUCUCUCUCUCUUUCCCAUCUAUCUAUCUAUCUAUCUCUCUAUAUAUCUCUCUCUCUAUCUAUCUAUCUAUCUAUCUCUAUCUCUCUCUAUCUCUAUCUCUCUCCAUCUAUCUCUCUCUAUCUAUCUAUUUCUCUCUAUAUCUAUCUAUCUCUCUAUCUCUCUCUCUAUCUAUCUCAUCCUAUCUAUUUUCUCUCCAUCUAUCUAUCUAUCAUCUAUCUAUCUAUCUCUCUAUCUCUCUAUCUCUCUCUAUCUAUCUCUCUCUCUCUCUCUAUCUCUCUCUAUAUCUCUAUCUCUCUCUAUCUCUCUCUAUCUAUCUCUCUCUAUCUAUUUCUCUCUCUCUCUAUCUCUCUCUCUCUCUAUCUAUCUAUCUAUCUAUCUAUCUAUCUAUCUAUGUCUCCAUUUCUAUCUUUUCUUCUCUCGUUCUAAUAUAUGACGAUAAAUUAUCCCAAUUCCACUCUCUUACUUCCUCUCUACCUCCCUCCUUCUCUCUCUCUCUCACCAUCUCUCUCUCUCUCUCUCUCUCUCUCUCUCUCUUUAGUAGCACUUCUGUCUGCUUGGUCUUCUUCAUAAUCUCUAUCUUCUGGUCUUUUCCAGACGUCAUUUGGAACUGUCUUCAUUGUACCGAUAACAAUAGACCAGACAACAAAGAAAGGAACUUUUAUUUCUCAGGAACCACUGAUACCGAAAACAUGGUUCUAAGUGUUGUUAAUAAGAGACAAAUUGGCAGCAUAUUUUAUCUUCACUUGGACCUCUUUCUUUUUUGGCAGUCUGGUGAGUAA
This is a messenger RNA of Acanthosepion pharaonis, 924 nucleotides long. The record is from the annotation of a GenBank genome assembly. Lineage: Eukaryota; Metazoa; Mollusca; Cephalopoda; Sepiida; Sepiidae.